AUGGCCGAACCAACCCCAAUCGAGCUCCCUGUCAUUGACAUCUCCAAUCCCCACGACCCCGCGGUGGGGAAGGCAAUGCUGGAUGCCGCCGCCAAGUAUGGCUUUCUGUACGUCAACAGCAAGGGCACUGAUUUUACUGCUGAAGAUGUGGAUCAUGGGUUUGAACUGUCAAAGAAGUUCUUUGCAUCUCCCGCAGCUGAGAAGGAAAUGUGCCGGAUUGAGCCAAAUAAUCGCGGUUGGUCUGGCAUGCAUAUCGAAACGCUAGAUCCCGAGCAUCAACGGACAGGCGACUUCAAAGAAGCCAUGAACUUCGGCGACUUUAAAGACGGCAAAGCCCAACAACCACUCCCACCCUCACUGAAGCCACACGAAAGCGAGAUCAACGACUUUGCCGGUCUCUGCAAUAAGACCUGCACCCGAAUCCUGACUCUGCUAGCCUUAGGCCUGGAAAUAAACGAAGACUUCUUCACAACCCGGCACGACCCGACAACAGGACCAACUGGCAGCAUCCUCCGCUACCUAUACUACCCAUCACUAAAAAGCGAAGCAACAAAAAGCUACAAACACGACAAAGAUGUGCGAGCAGGCGCACACUCCGACUACGGCAGUAUAACCCUGCUCUUUCAACGACCGGGCCAACCAGGUCUAGAAAUCCUAACACCGGAAAAGACCUGGGCACCCGUUCCCAUAAUCCCCGGCAAUGGAAGCGAGGUAGAGAAAAAGAAGUACCCAUUCCCACCAAUCCUGGUGAAUAUCGGUGAUCUGUUGAGUUACUGGACGGACGGGUUGCUCAAGUCGACUGUGCACCGUGUUGUGUUUCCGUUAGCUGAGCAGAGGUGUGAGGAUCCUCAGGAUAGGUAUACGCUUGUUUACUUUUGCCAUCCGGUUGAUGCGACGGAGUUGGUUCCUGUUCCUGGGGAGGUUGUUCGUUUGCAUCGGGAGAGGACUGGGGACAUUGGGGAGGGGGGCAUUGUUGGGUUUGGGGGUGGGGCUGGGAGUUUGGAGGCUGGGAAGAGGCCUUUGACUGCUCAUGAGCAUCUUAUGUCUAGGUUGGAGGCUACAUAUGGAUUUAAGAAGGAUGAAUGA
Molecule: messenger RNA, 1086 nt
Organism: Penicillium canescens
Lineage: Eukaryota; Fungi; Ascomycota; Eurotiomycetes; Eurotiales; Aspergillaceae
Exons: 6
Coding region: 1-1086 (361 amino acids)
Source: RefSeq, a predicted model, not a curated record